Closterium sp. NIES-67 is the source of this 1847-nucleotide messenger RNA. The record is from the annotation of a GenBank genome assembly. Lineage: Eukaryota; Viridiplantae; Streptophyta; Zygnematophyceae; Desmidiales; Closteriaceae.
ACAUCUCAGCUAUUACACAAACAGCAGACAUCCAUUCAUGUGACCACUGUCCACACCAAACAGUCUUCCCCAAUACCACUCUCUGAUCGUCUCCUUGCCUGCUACUCCACACAAGCUCCUGCAAUUCUUCUAUUCCUGUCGAGGCCUGACUUAGCGACGAGUGCACCGCUGUCUAUUUCGCUGUCUCGUCUGGUAGUCUGCAGCUCUCGGCGACACCGAUAGUUCUUGUACUUUUCUUCGUCGUUUCAUUUUUUUUUCUUCGGCACACCAAAUAGCGAAACAGCAUCAGGGCGAGCUGCAUUUUCGCGUCGUAGCAAUUGUGCACUUUCGCACGGCUUUCAGCCGGCGUUCCUCCCCCUUCCGCACCGGUGCAUUUUCGCCCACCAUCGAGGCUGCCUAUGGCGGAUCAUCAGGGCGAGGAGCAUGAGGGAGUGGCGGACAGAAGAGGCGGGCUGGCUCACGGAACGAAGGAGAAGAAACCGCGGCGCAAGGUGCAGUGGGACGAGGGCAACUUGACGUACAACGAGGAGCACAAGAGCGCCACCAUGACCAUCGACGAGCCCAAGACGCCCUUCCACCAGCUCUCGCUCGACCCGGAAGAAGGUAAGAGGUUCGUCUAGGGGGCGGUCGUGGCUGAAAGCUUGGCCUGUCACCUGGCCAAUUUUCGCAUGGAGGGUGAUUGCCUGCUGCCGCUGGAGGGUGACUGACCACCUCUGGCGAUAGCUGUGCAGUACCUUCUUUGCCACCGCCGACUUUUCGUCGGCCUGGUGGUUCCGGCAGGCUGAGAGGGCAGCCAGUACUCGGAGGAACUCGAGUGUGUCGGGGGAGCAGCAGCCGUAUGUCUCAGUGGUGACUCCCAGCACCUUCACAAAGGUGAGUCGUUCGUCGUACAGGUCCCGCUUCUUGCCCUGCAUCUCUGCCGCCAUCCACCCCGUCCCCUUUCGUGCUGUUGGGUCGCGGGUUGAGAUGGGGUCGGUGACUGUGACGUCACAGACCCAUACCGCGCCUGAGUCCGGGCAUCGGAGGGUGAUGUCGGCGCGGCGUUGGGCAGUUUCGGGUAAGUAGAGCGUGGAUUCCAUGUGGGCCACGAAGUGGGAUUCUCGGGCCAGUCGCAUCCCGAGGUUCACGAGCGCGUCGUGGGUCCGCUUUGGACCCCCGCCUAGGGUGCACCGUAGCAUGUGGUUGGGCAGCCGGUUGUCUGGUAUCGCCUGCUUUUCCCGGCAGUUGCAUUUGCCGGGUAGGGAGUGCUGCAGGCCCAUGCGGAAGGCUAGGGCCGUGGCAAAUUGCCCCUUGCUCAUGCUUAGCGGGUGAGGAGCAGCAGCGCAACUUGCGGGUGCAGUUGCUCUACCAGGGGGAGCGCCGCUGCCGCUUUUUCGAGCGUGCGGCGGAUGAUGUUCCCGCAUCCGUGGGUGGUGCCGAUGGGGCUGCCCAGGACCUUGAUGGCGUCGUGGCGCCUGGUGGAGGGCGAGGGCGAACAGCAUGGGGCCUAGCGGGUCGCCUUGCCGUACGCCCCGCUCGCUGAUGAGCGGGUCAGCGCCGAACGCGUGGUCGAGCAGCAGGCUCGAUGGCCUUCCGUAGAAGAGGCGGGUUAGGGGCAGCAGCCCUUUGAGAGGGCUGUCGCGUAGGGCGCGGAAGAAGGCGAUGCGUUCGACUGAGUUGAACGCGUUGGAGAAGUCCACCUGGAGGAGGAGGUGUUCGGGGUGCUGUUCGAGCAAUCUCGAGGCGGUGAGGAGGUCCGCCGCCUCUAGCGGCACUUGCCCUGCGAGUGCCGCGUUGGUCACUUCUGUGAGCAGAUUCAGGACGUCAGCGUUCGAGGCGGCUGCGUCCCGCAGAUGUUCGAAGCACAU